AUGCUCACUAGCCAUCAAUCUUUGAUAGGAGGAUUGAAACAACAAGUGACGGCUGUUUCACCAGCUACACAACAACAAAUUCGUCAUUUCUCAAGAAGACGUAUAGCAUAUCCAUCAUAUAAAGCACCAAAGCUUGGACGUACACAUAAAAAAGACCAUCGUACUACAUUAAGAUACCAAAUGCAAUGCUUUUUAGGGAAGAAGAAUUAUAAGAAUGAAUAUCUAGAUAAUAGAUAUUUUGAUGCUCCAAAAGAUCAUAGACCAAAUUAUAUUACUCCAUUCAGUGAACAGGGGUCACCAUUAGUUGAUUACAAAACUGGACAAGUUAAGAAUUUGAAAGGUGAAGUUGUUGAAGGAGGGUUCGUACCUACAAGAAACUUUGAAGAUGCCUUGCGUCCAUUCCCACAUAAUUCACAUUGUAAAACUGGGUUCAAUUUAUCCAAGAGGGAUAGAGAUCAAAUUUAUAAAAAAAUAGCAGUAGAUGGAAUCCCUGCACAAAAAGUUGCUGUGGAUAUGGGUAUUAAAAUCCCAAGAUUAGAAGCAACUGUGAAACUAAGAGAAAUUGAAAAAAAAUGGGGGAAAAGAAAACUAAUAACACCAGAAUUAAAGAAAAUGUCUGAAACUAUGUACAAGAUGUUCCCAUUAUUUAGCACAAGAAACACUAGAGAAAACUUGUCUGAAAUUCCAGUUCCAGAAAAGACUUUAAGUUCAAGGUUUAUGACCAUUGCAGAAUCUGAACCUUUUGGUCCAAUUGAAGCUUCAAAAGUUUAUGAUUUACCACCAGCUGUUGAUUUGUUGAAAAAAGCUGCAGAACAUGGUGAGCAUUCAGAAACUACACUAGAUCCAAAAGAAGAAGCAAGACUUCAAAGAGAACAAUUCAAAAAGAAAUUUUUAUUUGCUAAGAAGAAGACUGAUAGAUAUGCCUUUGAAUUUAAAAAGGCUAAGGUUGGUGAAGUUGGUUUCCGUUAUGGUACUACUUUACGUGAUAAUAAGAAGGACCGCAAGAUUGAUUUCGAUAAUUCCGGUAAGAUGAUUUAUGCUUUACCACAAUCUGGUUAA
Messenger RNA from Hansenula anomala, 1059 nucleotides. It is a transcript of the gene MRPS35, whose product is annotated as mitochondrial 37S ribosomal protein mS45. Gene Ontology annotation, biological process: mitochondrial translation. The record is from RefSeq and is a predicted model, not a curated record. Gene Ontology annotation, cellular component: mitochondrial small ribosomal subunit. The transcript is spliced from 2 exons. The coding region runs from base 1 to 1059 and encodes 352 amino acids. NCBI's taxonomy places the organism in Eukaryota, Fungi, Ascomycota, Saccharomycetes, Phaffomycetales, Wickerhamomycetaceae. Gene Ontology annotation, molecular function: structural constituent of ribosome.